UGUUUCUGUCAGGAAAUCACUUUUUUCCAGUAAAAAACAAUGUUAAUCUGACCCUCUCACAAAGGGAAUUUGUCUAUUUUAAUAGUACAAUUAACUUCAUUUUGGGAGGGGUGGCUAUUCAUAGCCAGUGGAUUUUCCUGAUUAUACCCGUGAAAGGUGUCAUCCUACGGAUAACCUUGCAGGUGGAGAACUCAAAUAAUCAGUAGUUUUCACAAGCGCUCAAUAAAUCCAAGGCCGUCUGCAUGGCACUACGACACCUCGGGGUGCCGGGCUGAAAGGCGGAACGUCUGCCUGUCAUUAUUCAACAGGAGGAUCUUUAUAAUUAACACGAACACACCGGCUGCAUCAGCAAACAUCCUCACAACCCUGCAAUAAGAACAGACUCCUCGAGCAGACUCGCUCUGUCGUACCCUGUUUUACACGACCUGCGGUGAAAGCCCGGUUAGUCUCGCCCCCUGCGACUACUGAUGCGUGGUAGAGCAGGUAACCCUUCAAGACCGAGGAGCUCUCUCAAUUGCUUGAAUCGUUUACAUAUUUGUACUCCUUCUCAGUAUCUACUGGUACUUUGCCUUUGGGUAAAUUUUUACCAUGGAUCACAUUUGCUGUAGAGAAUAUUGAAGGUGCCACCCCAGUUGUGUUCAAAACACGAAAGAAAGGACGGAGCACAAUGUAGGGUGACACCUGAUGGUGGAUAGCAGCCUGCCCCCGUGAGUGCUCAACUUGGGUAAGUUGUCUGGAAAUGAAACAGUAGUGAAAAUGUUUUGAAAGUGGCUAUUGAUUGGUGUGUGUGUGUGUGAGCGUUAGUAAACGGCCUUUGUUGGACUUGCCAACAACAGGUCAUUGAAAGAACUGGAGUGCAUUUCACUCUGUUUCAGCAGUUUGGUUUGAUGUUCACUGCAAAUCACAGCAUGUCAUUUUAAUAAGUUCACUGGUUACAGGCAGCAUGGAUGUUUAUGUGUGUGAGAGAAAAACAAACAUCAUAGCUACUUAUUUCUUGGUGCUUAAAUUGUAUGGUAUUACAUGUAAUUCUCGGUGUUUUUUAUCCAAGGUUACAACAAAAAUGGUUUAUUACAGCAGGGCUGGACAGUGUUACAAAUUCUAUGAUGUGUUUGUCGCUGAGUUUAAGGUUAACCAAUUUGAGAAAAUCAUUGUUUCAUACUGUAUGUGAUAAUUUAUUUUAAUUCUUGUUAGAAGUGAAAGACCCAACAACUGGAUUUUCUUGCAGUGUCGGAUAAAAUGAAGAUUGUUUUUGCGUUUAUCCUCUUCUUAGCUCUGAGCUUUGCCUUGCCAGUGAAAAAAAGGCAAACAGCAAAGUCAGUCCAUCAAAAGGUAAAGAGGGACACACUGGACAGUGAUUGGUAUGACAGCGAUGAUGAAGAUGAAUAUGGUAGGAGUUACAUACAGAAUGGAAAAAACAAUGAAAAUGGAUACCAAGGUGAUGCAGAGACAUAUAAUAAUGAAGCUGGAGAAAAUGAAAUAGAAGACAGUGGUGAAAAUAUUGAUAAUGGGGGUAAAGAGGCUGAGGUGAUCGAAGAAGAUGAAGACAGUAAUGAAGAGGGUGGAGACGCUGACGUGAAUGAAGAAGAUGAAGACAGUAAUGAAGAGGAUGGAGAGGUUGAAAUGAAUGAAGAAGAUGAAGACAGUAAUGAAGAGGGUGGAGAGGCUGACGUGAAUGAAGAAGAUGAAGACAGAAGUGAAAAAGUUGAAAUGACUGAAGUGAAUGAAGAAGAUGAAGACAGUGAUGAUGGAGCUGAUGAUAAGGUAACUCAAGAAAACAGUGAAAAUGGAACUAGAGAUAAUGAGUGUGAAGAGACCGAAAUGAUCAAGGAAGAUGGAGACACUGAUGAAAAGGGUGAAGAGACUGAAGUGAAUGAAGAAGAUGAAGACAGCAGUGAAAAGAGUGCAGAGGUUGAGGUAAAUGAAAAAAAUGAAGACACUGAUGAAGAGGGUGGAGAAGUUGUGGUAGCUGAAGACGAUGGAGACAGUGAUGAAAAGAGUGGAGAGGAAAAUGAAGAUCGAGACAGUGAUGGUGGGGUGACACAAGAGAACAGUGAUGAUGAAGCUGAUAAUAAAAUAAUGGAAGAAAACAGUGAAGAUGAAAUUAGAGAUAAUGAGUGUGAAGAGACAAUGGUGAAUGAAGAAGAUGGAGACAGUGAUGAAAAGGAUGAAGAAACUGAGGUAAAUGAAGAAGAUGGAGACAGUGAUGAAAAGGGUGGAGAAACUGAUGUGGAUGAAGAAGAUGGGGACAGUGAUGAAGAAGGUGAAGAGACUGAGGUAAAUGAAGAAGAUGGGGACAGCAAUGAAAAGGGUGGAGAAACUGCUGUGGAUGAAGAAGAUGGGGACAGUGAUGAAGAAGGUGAAGAGACUGGGGUAAAUAAAAACAGUGACAGUGAUGAAGAGGGUGGAGAGACUGAUGUGGAUGAAGAAGAUGGAGACAGUGAUGAAGAAGGUGAAGAGACUGGGGUAAAUAAAGACAGUGACAGUGAUGAAGAGGGUAGAGAGACUGUGGAGAAAGAAGAUGGGGACAGUGAUGAAGAAGGUCAAGAGACUGAGGUAAAUGAGGAAGAUGGAGACAGCAAUGAAAAUGGUGGAGAGACUGAUGUGGAUGAAGAAGAUGGGGACAGUGAUGAAGAAGCUGAAGGAACUGAGGUAAAUGAAGAAGAUGGAGACAGCAAUGAAAAGGGUGGAGAGAUUGAUGUGGAUGAAGAAGACACGGACAGUGAUGAAGAAGGUGAAGAGACUGAUGUGGACAAAGAAGAUGGGGACAGUGAUGAAGAAGGUGAAGAGAGUGAGGUAAAUGAGGAAGAUGGAGACAGCAAUGAAAAGGGUGUAGAGACUGAUGUGGAUGAAGAUGGGGACAGUGAUGAAGAAGGUCAAGAGACUGAGGUAAAUGAGGAAGAUGGAGACAGCAAUGAGAAGGGUGUAGAGACUGAUGUGGAUGAAGAAGAUAUGGACAGUAAUGAAGAAGGUGAAGAGACUGAUGUGGACAAAGAAGAUGGGGACAGUGAUGAAGAAGGUGAAGAGAGUGAGGUAAAUGAGGAAGAUGGAGACAGCAAUGAAAAGGGUGUAGAGACUGAUGUGGAUGAAGAAGAUGGGGACAGUGAUGAAGAAGGUCAAGAGACUGAGGUAAAUGAGGAAGAUGGAGACAGCAAUGAAAAGGGUGUAGAGACUGAUGUAGAUGAAGAAGAUAUGGACAGUAAUGAAGAAGGUGAAGAGACUGAUGUGGAUGAAGAAGAUGGGGACAGUGAUGAAGAAGGUCAAGAGACUGAGGUAAAUGAGGAAGAUGGAGACAGCAAUGAGAAGGGUGUAGAGACUGAUGUGGAUGAAGAAGAUAUGGACAGUAAUGAAGAAGGUGAAGAGACUGAUGUGGACAAAGAAGAUGGGGACAGUGAUGAAGAAGGUGAAGAGAGUGAGGUAAAUGAGGAAGAUGGAGACAGCAAUGAAAAGGGUGUAGAGACUGAUGUGGAUGAAGAAGAUGGGGACAGUGAUGAAGAAGGUCAAGAGACUGAGGUAAAUGAGGAAGAUGGAGACAGCAAUGAAAAGGGUGUAGAGACUGAUGUAGAUGAAGAAGAUAUGGACAGUAAUGAAGAAGGUGAAGAGACUGAUGUGGACAAAGAAGAUGGGGACAGUGAUGAAGAAGGUCAAGAGAGUGAGGUAAAUGAGGAAGAUGGAGACAGCAAUGAAAAGGGUGUAGAGACUGAUGUGGAUGAAGAAGAUGGGGACAGUGAUGAAGAAGGUGAAGAGACUGAUGUGAACGAAGAAGAUGGAGACAGUGAUGAAGAAGGUGAAGAGACUGAUGUGAACGAAGAAGAUGGAGAGAGUGAUGAAGAAGGUGAAGAGACUGAUGUGAACGAAGAAGAUGGAGACAGUGAUGAAGAAGGUGAAGAGACUGUGGUAAAUGAGGAUUAUGGAGACAGGGAUAAAAAGAGUGGAGAAACUGAUGUCAAUGAAGAUGGAGACAGUGAUGGUGGAGAGACACAAGAGAACAGUGAUGACGAAGAUGAUGAUGAGGUGUCUGAUGAAAACAGUGAAGAUGGAACUAAAAAUAAUGACUGCGAAGUGAUUGAGGUGAAUGAAGAAGGAUACAGCAAUGAAAAAGGUGGAGAGCUUGAAACAAACAAAGAAGAUGUAGACAGCAGUAAAGAAGUCAUCAAUGAAGAAGGAGAAAGCAAUGAUGAAAGCGAUGACCAGAACCCCAAAGCAACAAGUGAAGAUAAAAAGAUUGAAAAGGCUAGAGAGGAUGAAGACUAUGAGGCAGAAGAGACAGGAGAGUAGGAUGAAAAAUGAAAGCGUCCGUGCUGAAGAUGAUGUGUUACAGCAGAAGAAUAUUAAAGAGGAAGCCAAUAAUGAUGGUAAAGAUGAUGAUGAAUAGAAGAGAUGGUGAAAGUUCACGUCAUCAGAAGACCUGAUGACUCUGCUGAGGAGAAUGGCUGGAUUUCUUGGUCUGGUGGGAAUUAAGCAGAAACAGCAUCACAGAGGGUGAACAAAAAAAUGAAUAAACCAGAAACAAAACUCUUUUCUGAUCAAUCUGGAUUUUGUUCGUCGCUUCUAAACAUUUAGCCAUGUAAUUAAUUGUUUGCUUUGCCCAGAGCAAAAAUUCCGAAUGAAAAAUAAUGUUCAGAUCUACGUAAUUUAGUGUCGUGUUUCUUAGUGUAAUGAAAGGAUUUAAUUAAAGACGCCUGUUGUUUUUUCUGCCGAUGGUCAUUUUGAUUUGAAAACCACCAACACAAAAGCAGCACAGACCACAACACUGUUACUGAUUUAUGACAAGACAAAGACUGAAUAUAGUUUUACUUCCCUACUUGUUGAUCUUACAUUUCACAUUGAAAAAAAAGAAGCAACAAAAAACAUGCACUUGACAACUUAGUUCCAGCAUACAUUUAAAUGCCAUCAUUACGCAAUUAAAUGUGUGGGCAAAUGCAGUUGUUUUCAAGCUAUUUUAAGUUAAUUGCUGCAUUUUGCAAUUUGUUUCUUUAAUUACAUCAGCAAUGGUGGAUUGCAUCACCAAUAUCAUACUCAGCAUUAUGAAUGUACUCACUAUCUCAUUUUUCAAACCGCUUGUCCAAGUAAAGUUUGUGGUGAUUCAGAGCCCAUCGCUUAGGAUCCCCCCAUCCCGCCCAAAGGAUGGGAUCCCAGUUCUCAACGAGGUAGCUACAUGCACACGCAGGACUAUGAAUUCAGACAGACCUUUUACCUGGAUCUUUCUGAAAACUGAUCCUUUAAGAUCUAAUAUCGAAGCUGCCAUGGAAUGGCAAACUCCUCCCAAUGAAUCAAUAAUGAGAAGGUUAUUCAGACAAAUGUCAGCAUCCAUAGUGCUUGUGACCUUCACAUUCAUUCAUUCUCAGUAUCUAUUUAUGCAAUGCAGGGUUGUAGUAUGUAAACAUAAUUAUUGUUUAUUCAUUUAGCUGACACUUUUCCCUCUGCACACAAAGCUACUCAAAAUGAUGCUCUCAUCUAUAGAGUUGGGUAAUUUUUACUGUAUUAAUCCAGGAUAAGCACCUUAAUCAAGGGUGCUACAUUCAGAGGUGGGAUCUGAACCUGAAAUUCCCUUUUCAAAGGGACAGCUCCAAUCACUACGCCCCCUGUUGUCCCUCAGUGUUGCGUUCGUCAUGGGCUCUAGUCAUUGAACUUAGAGCGCUAAACGGUAGGUGGUCUGUCACGUGAAAGCAACAUGAUUUCAGUGCAUGCAUGGAUGACAUUAAAGCAUAUCUUAAUAAAAUGAUGGAUACAAGUUACAUAAUUCUCAGGCCUGCUGGGCUCUGCAAUGAAUUAUCUUUGAAAUGUUUAGAAAAAUACUUCCUGUGAGACAUUACACAACAGCAGUUGUUGAAGACACAUGAUGCAACUGAUAUGAAAAAUGCACCAGCCAAAAAUUUAAACGGUAUAAUUUCUUCAUUACGUACAAACGUGUGAGAUUUCGAAAUAAAAGGUGCGAAGUCAUUACAAUCGCCUAAUGAGCCAGGCUGGCGCCCACCUAUUCGUACAAACUUGGGCGACAGAGACAAUUUUGUUUGCUGAAAUCCAGCCAGUGUUGCUGUGUCACCUAUAAAAGGGCAGCUCUGCGCGCAAGUGGAAAGCACAGCAGUCCGGAACGUUCCCUGCAGGACAUCUCCGCACCAACCCAAAGGUACCUCUCUCCACUGCCUCUUCACUUAGCUGACAUGCUGCCUUUGAUAUUGCUCACAUUCUGGGACAAUUUACUAUUCCACUUUACCGAAUUCUCAGGCAAACACCAUGAAGUCGGUGGCGCUGCUCUGCGUCUUCAUUUUAAGUGCUGCAUCUGCAAUGAUGGUAUUUCGCCAUCCGUUCCGUGCACACGGAUCCAGAUGCUUCCAGGAACAAGGGAUGUUCUACAGUGACCGGGAGUUCCAUGAUGGAUACUACAUCUACAAGAACCUCUACAUCUUUCCACCAGGCCACUACCCCAGGUUCAACACACAGGUAUAUGGGCAUCACUACAUCCUGGCUGAUGAUGACAACACAAAGGGGGCGGAUGGAGUUCACAGCAAACACUCGAAUGGUCCGGACAACGCUUCUGCGACCAAGAUGUGAACGUGGACGUGGAAACGAUGAAGUCCUACUAGACAG
This is a messenger RNA of Scleropages formosus (Asian bonytongue), 6588 nucleotides long. RefSeq lists its product as uncharacterized. Lineage: Eukaryota; Metazoa; Chordata; Actinopteri; Osteoglossiformes; Osteoglossidae. The transcript is spliced from 6 exons. The record is from RefSeq and is a predicted model, not a curated record. Bases 1237 to 4275 code for a protein of 1012 amino acids.